AAGCCCGCAGAGACGCAGGUGACAGCGGACGAGGCAGUGCGCAAGGCCUCAGGCGCGUGGAAGGACGCAGAGGCGAAGCACACCCAGGCAGUGGAGCAAUUGAUUCGAUGCAGGGCAGCUUUGGCUAAGGCUGAGGCACGCGAGACCGAGUGUGCUCGCAUCUUGGCCCAGGCGGAGUUCAACAAGCAGGUGGCCAUCAAAGCCCUCGCCAACGCCUCUGGCUUGCAGGUGCAGGGGCAUGGUGAGGGUAAGGCGGGUGACGACAAGGCUUCCAACGGGGAGUGCUUCCGCAUGGAGGUCGACGAGGCCUUCUUCGCGUCCACCAAGGAGCUGGAGUGCGAGGAGAGCGAGCAGAAGGAGUUUGCGGAGCUGGAGAAGCAGCUGCGCGAGGUGCAGCCCGCCAUGGCUACGAGGUCGUCUGAGGUGAAGGACUGGGUCGCGCGGACCAAGGCCAUGAAGGCGGCCAUCCAGGACAGGAUGCAGAAGAGGAGGACGAGCGACGGCGCUGUUGCAGGCGGCGCGGGCAGCGCUGGGCAGGCGGCGGCUGAGGGCACCGAGCCCACGGCGGCCGCGGGCGCGGCGCCGCCAGCAGCCCGCGGCAGCGACGGCUCAGGCAGCAGCGGCGGCUUCUCGGACGAGGCUCUGGCGGCCAGGGCUAAGCAGCUCAGCGACGCCAAGCUCGCGGGGGCCGACGCGGCGAUGCAGAUGGCGGCAGCGACUGCCGCUGCGGCCGC
Prorocentrum cordatum is the source of this 734-nucleotide messenger RNA. The record is from the annotation of a GenBank genome assembly. NCBI's taxonomy places the organism in Eukaryota, Dinophyceae, Prorocentrales, Prorocentraceae.